This is a messenger RNA of Panicum virgatum (switchgrass), 2438 nucleotides long. RefSeq names its product pentatricopeptide repeat-containing protein At1g01970-like. The record is from RefSeq and is a predicted model, not a curated record. Bases 99 to 2129 code for a protein of 676 amino acids. Lineage: Eukaryota; Viridiplantae; Streptophyta; Magnoliopsida; Poales; Poaceae. Gene Ontology annotation, molecular function: protein binding. The transcript is spliced from 2 exons.
UUCUCGACAGUCAUCUUCCCCACCUUCGCUGUAGGGUUUUUCCUCCUCACUUCUCUCCCCAGUCACGUCCCCCCGCAGCCGCCGCACGGCCGGCCGCCAUGAGAGCCCUCGUUUCCCUCUCCCGGCUCGCUCGACGGAUUCCCGCCUCUCUCGCCGCCGUUAGGGCCCCAGCACCGCUCCUCCCCCGGCACAUCCAUGCCGACGCCCCUCCGCCGCCGCCGCCUCAGGACCCGCUGCCCUUCGUCUCCCGCAUCCUCGAAUCGGAGCCUAGCCUGGCCCCGAGCACCGAGGCGGAGCCGGCACCCGACCCGUUCCUCGAUGAGUUCCUCGCACGCUUCGUGGCCGCCUUCCGCCCGGAACUCGCGGCGGUCUUCCACGAACACGACCGCGCCGUGCUCGACGAGAUGCUCCGCCUCGUCGCGGACGCCGUGGUGUGCCGCCUCACCGGGACCGACCCGGGGCCCGACGCCGCCGAGCUCAGCGACGACCUCUGGGCGGCCGUGUGGAAGGUCAGCGCCUCGGUGCAGGAGGCCAUGCGCCGGGACCAGGUCCGCGCCGACCUCCGCCACUACCUCCAUUGCGACGAGGUCAAGGAGAUGACGCGGUUCGCCGUCGACGUUGGCAUCCGCGGCUCCAUGCUCCGGGAGCUCCGCUUCAAGUGGGCCCGCGAGAAGCUCGAGGAGGUCGAGUUCUACCGCGGUCUCGAUGGCAUGCGCGCUGAGGCCGAAGCCGCCGCUGAUCCUGACCCUGCGCCGGUGCGGAGAUUGACCGCUUUGCCGAAGAGGAAGGGGGAGGUGAAGUUCACGAUGUACGGGUUGGACAUGUCUGACCCGAAGUGGGCCGAGGUUGCGGAGCGGACAGCCGAGGCUGAGGCACAAUUUGUGCCCCAGGAAGCCAAGCCUGUAGAAGGGAAAGCAAAGAAGGCUGAGGAGCGGCUGCUGUCGGUUGACCCGAGGAAAGGAGAUCCGGUGCCUGCCAUGGAGGAAUGGAAGGAGGAGCUCCGGCCAAAGCGUGUUGACUGGAUGGCGCUGCUCGAGCGGGUUAAGGCACGCAAUGUUGAGUUGUACCUCAAGGUUGCUGAAAUUCUGUUAGCUGAAGAAUCUUUUGAGGCAAACAUCCGAGAUUACUCAAAGUUAAUUGAUCUUCAUGCUAAAGCAAAUAAUGUGGAAGGUGCAGAGAUAAUACUUGGUAAAAUGAAAGAGAAAGGUAUUGCAUCGGAUAUCCUCACAUCCAUCACGUUAGUCCACAUGUAUAGCAAGGCAGGCAAUCUAGAUCGAGCCAAGGAGGCUUUUGAGUUUAUUCGGAGUGAGGGUUUCAAACCAGAUCUGAAACUCUUCAGUUCGAUGAUUAAAUGUUAUAUCAGCCAUGGAGAACCAGGACAAGCAGAUAAUUUGCUAAGGUAUAUGAAGGACAAGGAUAUCAAAGCCACUAUAGAAAUGUACACAGAUGUCAUACGGGCAUAUGCUCAGCAAGGCAUGGUGGAUUAUGCCCAGAAUGUUCACAGGUCGAUGCACAUUGCUGGAAUGGAGUCUACACAAGAGUUGUUCGCAAUUAAUAUAGAGGCAUAUGGACGCAUUGGUGAUCCUGGUCAGGCAUGUGCAUUGUUCCAACAAAUGAGGAGGUAUGGAUACGAACCAGAUGAUAGUUCCAUUGCUGGUGUGGUGGCUGCGUACAUGAAGAAGAACCAAUUAGAUCAGGCUUUGCACUGGCUGCUGAGUUUAGAGAAGGAAGGAGUUAAACUUGGCAUCAAGACGAACCUUGUGUUGCUGGAUUGGCUGUCUAUGUUGCAGCUAGUUCUGGAGGCUGAACAGCUCGUGCAGAAGAUAAAACAGCUGGGUGAAGAACCCAUAGAAGUCCAUGUGUUCCUUGCCGAUAUGUAUGCAAAGUCACGCCAAGAAGAGAGAGCCCGCAGAUCCCUCAAGAUCUUGGAAGAGAAGAAGAAACUAUUGAAGGCUGAUCAGUUCGAUAGGAUUAUAAGAGGCCUUCUGGACGGUGGAUUCUCAGAGGAGGCAAACAAAUACUACAAAAUGAUGAAAUCAUGUGGCUUUGAACCAUCAGAAAACCUCGAGGUCGGUGUUAAGUCCAGUAUAAAGUUGAGGGGUGGGCCUCGCCCCACUGGUAGGCGUUGAGGUUAGGGCUUGUAUGCUUGCAGUGAUUCUGGUCGAGAACCUUGAGGUAGCACUGACGACUGGCACAACCAAGCCGACCAAACUUUCAAGUGUUGAAAGACAGGUUGGCUGAUUUUUUUUUUUGUUAUCCAUCGUCUCGAGGCAUGAAAAUGCUUGCACAGACUAUAAUAUAAAGUCGAUAGGUGCCGGUCUCGUGAUUUUGUUGUUUCAAGCGAUCAGGAUUUGCCCUUGUAUUUGAUUAAGUUUUUGGUGUUUGUAAUGCCUUUCUGUGACUCGUGAUUCAGUAAUAUAUUCACUCCAUUCAGCAAA